AUGAUAGUGGGCGCAUCUUUAGGAGCAGUGUUCUUCGUAGCGUUGAUCAUUCUCAUCAUAGUCAUUUUAUUAAGACGAAAGAAACGUCAAGAAAAAGGUAAAGAGUCUUUAGAAGUUAUAAAGAUGAAACUAUUAUUAUUUGCAAUAUGAAAAUAGUUUCUAAUGACAUAAUGGUUCUGAUAUCAUUGAUGCGGCGAAACCUUUAAUUGACCCUCUGUCUAUCAGAAACUGUGAUUUUACCUGCGAAAAUAGAACUGGAGCCUAACCACACUGUAUAACGGAAGAUCAAACAAGCCCUUUCUGUUUGUUUGUUUUAUGUUUGUUGUUGCUGUUUUCUUUUCUCAGGAAAAUGUUAUUGUUCCUUGGUUUCCAGAUAAAAUUUAUUGUAUUUAUAUUUUUAUUGAGUCCCUGGCUUACCCAUGCUACAUAAGCUUGUUCCCAUAAAAGGUCAAAUAUCGUUGCAGUUCCACUGUGACGUUCAUGUGUCUCUGGAAUGGUUUCAUCAUCAAAUUCGCAAAGCUAGUCUUAUUAAUUGCCUUUAACUUCUCAGCCGUUCUUUCAUUUGUCAACGUCAUACUUAUAAGCAGUGUCAGUGAGUCGAAAACCAGCUUUGAAUAAGUAGUAACUAGUUUAGCAAAUGGUGAAAAAGUGGUUUCCCAAUGAUCAUAGGUAAAAAUGAAAAACAAGGCUGCACUUAAAUGUCCAUAAUUUCAAAAAAAUCUCUGUUGUUAUUGUCGUAGCCACUGUUAUCGUCUGCUUAGGAAAAAAAAACGUUUAUCUUUUAAUUUUCAUUUAUUAUCAUUAUUACUAUAUCUUUUUUUUUAAGGCGAUGUUUCCUGCGGUAAAUGAUUUGUUUGUUUCUUUAAGAUACAGAGAGCGUACUGCCUAAAGAGUCUUCGAUGAAGAUGUCAGCACCGAAGAAGUCAGUAUUUAUCUUUUCUUUGUUUCCAUUUAAUUGUUCAUUUAUUUGUUUGUUUGUUUAUACUUCUAAGGGUACGUUUUAAGUUUCUUACAACAAUACAUUACCAAAUGAUAAAAUCAACCAGUACUGAUUGGAUUUAUAUAGGGCAAGGUAAAUUCAGCAUACCAUCGCAGAAAAUCUUAUCCUCUUAGCAUAGCAUAGAGCAUUUACGAGUAUCGAUACUUCUCCCUUCCCUGGAGAAAAUCCAGUCCAUAGCAGGAUUACCUCCUCCCCUCCCCUCCCCUCCCCCCUCCUUACGUUUCUUCAUGCGCCUUGGUGUCCCUGUUAGACGUGGUCUCUGUGUACCGAUCAAUACUCCUGGAUGGAGAGGGACACUGCAAGGAACGAGUCUCAAACCCCUGCCAAAGACUCAAGUGUCCAGAUUUUUUGAGACUGAAAUAAAUAUCAUCGUGCACUACGACAAUUUUCAGAGCAGGGAAGGCGAAGUGGCGAGAACGUUAAUCUCCCACCGCUAUGGUUCGGGUUCGAUUCCUGGAUCUGGUGAUACGUGUCGGUUGUGUUUUUUUUUUUUUGUGCUCGUCCUUGCUUCGUGGGUUUCUCUGUGGGAUCUCCCGUUUUGCUUCCCCGCAAAAACCAACAUUCUCAAUUGUUUUUUCUUUUUUACCUAAGCAGCGAGGACGACCAAUUAGGAGAAAGCCAAUAUGAAUCUGUGAAUCAAGUUGAAGCCGCAAAGCUUCUUGGGUCACCGAACAGCAAAAAUAAUACUAGGUUUCAACCACCACCAGAAAAUUGUGAAUAUGCUGUUGUAAACAAGGCAAACAAGAGGGUGAGCAGUUAGCCCUAGAAUUAUGGAAGUAAUUGAAACUCAGUGUAAUUUCAAGUUUUUGUUAGGACGAUGGACUCUGAUAAACAUGACAUGUGCAACAGGUAAAUGAACAGAUUCUUGUACGUCUGCAAGCAGAUUGGAUAGAAUUAUGCACAUGACUAAACCUGUAGGGAGUGAGAUUAUGGAAUACAUUAUUAUCUACGUAGAGCAUCUAGAUAUUGAUGUUCACUAGAACAAGGCUCUUUGCGCUGAGAAAUGUUGUUACAUGUGGCGCAGACCAAAAAGGAGAAACAAGAGACCCCACAUCACCGCUAGCUGCGCAUUUUGAUCUAUGAUAUUUUUCUUUCCUGUGUUGAUUCAAGCGAAAGGAGGCAGACCUUGUGUACGCUCAACUCGCCGAAUUUGACAAUGAAACUGAUGCCACCAAACCACCAAAAUCACCCAGCUAUGAGCCCACUGUAUACGCUGAUGUUGAGGUACCACCUCCUGAGUUGCCUGCUAGAGAGGAUCCAGACUCCUCUCAACCAACGUAUGCGAAUCUUGAUACGACUGGUGUCUGAAUGAAACCAAUGUAUGUUAUUUACCAGCCGGGAGGUCCGUAUUGGGAAAAACUGUGCCCGAGUUCUUCGACACCGCAAGAGGCCGUGCCUAAGAUCCUCCGGGAAGAGCCAUAGAAAAAAUGUAUAUUAAACCUGGCCACUUGGGAUAAAGGUCGGUGACCUAAAAAAUUACUGCUUUCCCCAUCAUCUGCUAAUUGCCAACGUAGCAGGAUUGUUGUUUAUAGUAUUGAUAAUCCAUGAUCCUUGCUGGGGUUUUGAUACUACGUCGAAAAAACCACAAAUACGGAAUUGGAUCCUUUCGGCUUUCUGUUUAAAAUCCAACAGUAAUUUUAGCCCUCUCUAUUAUAAGAGCGAUUUACGGGCGUAUUUGAUUGGAACAUUAUCACAAAAAAAACUCCAACAAACAAGGUAACAAAAUGUUAAAUUAAAUAAGCGACGAAUGAAUAAAUUUAACUCUGAUAAGUUUUAAGUGGCCUGGAUUUCAGUACUAUGCUGCCUUAUAGCACCGACUUAUUCUGGAAAUUUUAAAAUCCCAUUUUAAAGAUUAUCAAAAUAAUUACGCCUCGAUCGCCUAAUCGGGGUAAAAUGAUCAAUUAAGACGAAGACACAGCAUUAGGUAAGGUGCACUACUAGAGAAUUGGUUCAUAUUUAGCGCACUGCUAUGUAUAUGUUAUUCUCUAGCCGGUUUUUGUCUUGCAAUUUAUGAUACAAAUAUUCAUAUUGAACAGACUUGUCAAGACUCAUCGAGAGUGCAUGUAUAUUUUGUUGGAGUAGCCUACAGAGCAAGGCGUAAUUUUGGCCAGCGAGUGCUCAGUGUUUUACUUAACGGAAAUUAAGGCCGCCAUCUUCGAUUUUAAUGGCAGCGGAAGGACGGGUAGAAAAAGAAAUUUUUACUAAGGGGGUGGUCGACGGUCAACAAUGAGGAGACGGGUAUGGGUGGAGAAGUACCCCUACCCCUGCCGUCUACUCCGACCGUCUAUCUAACUCCAAAAUCAGAUAUGGUCGGUCGGAUAAACGAUCGCGAGCAUAUGACGUUAGCUCGCACUAAUAAGACGCCUCCACUGCAGGCUAUUGUGGAAGUGAAAAGUUCAGUCACCGUUUAACAACGUACAAACUGUUUGAUAAACAUAUCAAACUUAUCUCCCACGAACGUAAACAUUUGCUUAAAUUUGUGUCCAGUCUGGCGCGGCCAAAAUUUUUCGGUAUUGCGCAAGCGCAAGAGGUUAGAUGGCGGCGAUGGCGGUAGUGAGAGUUAAGAGGAAGAUCAUAGCAUCAGAACGAUACCCGGAAGGAGUCUUUUCAUCGAAGCUUUGCCGAAAAAAGACAAGAGUAAAAACAACCGACCGUAAACUAUAUCCUGUGGUUGUAACAGACGUGGACAAGGUCGGAAAGCGAGUUAAGAUCCAUUACGUUGGCUACAGUGAACGCUACGACGAGUGGCGGGCAUGUGAAUCUAAAGACAACAAUCUUUUCCAGCGGAUGGAACUUCUUUCCAGUCCGUCGUCUUCUUCGCUUGACGAUCGCCUGGAAUUGAUUCACGGGGAGCUAUAUCGUGAAAUAAAAAGGAAGCUAUAUUCUGGCAGGAAGGAUGAUCCGUCCACUCGUGUUGAAGUUCGAAUUGAUCAAGAUGUAUUUAAUGAAGGACUGGCAUUGGCGGGAAAAGCAAAGACAGAGCGUGGCAAGGUCGUGUACAGUAUUGAUUCUAAUCAGACAUUAAACCAUUUGCUUGGAGUCAAAUGGGAUGAACGUAUUUUUAACGAAAAUGGUGACUUUGCAUUUGUUAUUGAAGGAACUGUGCGUUUCUGGUUGGCUAGAAGGAAUCCCAUUCAAGAAUUCAAGGUAAUAGGGGGAAAGUACAUCAAAUCUGAAAUAGAGAACAACUUUUAUUUAACAUUUACAUUUGUUAGAGGAGAUGGAAACAGGCAUAAUUAUGCUACGAGGAACUGACUUGUUUUUAUCCAUAAUCUCACUUUAUAGUUUAUAUAUUUUUUUUAAUCAUUCUGCAGAUAACAAUACAAACAAUGUCAUAAUUAAUUAAUAUAAAUUGUAUUUAUACUAAGGGAAAGUGUUAUGAGUACCAAACUGUGAGUAAAGCAGGCUUCAGUUUUUAUUCUGGCCCUGGAUAGUCCCAAAAUGUUUUCAUCUUCUGCUUCACUGCAACGAAAUUAUUUUUCCAUUAUUUUAUAUCUCAUGAAACUUGUUUUAAAACGCUGUUUUUGUGGAAUCAUGGAGGUUGUGAUUUUGUUUUCUGUAAUCUAUAAAUAAACAACAGCCUCAAAUUGUAACUUAAAACUGUGAUACAUCUAGGUAACCAGAGAAUCGAUUUUUCUCUACCAUUUAAAAUGUAUCUCUAUGAAGCACCAGAACAACAUUUUGGGACCCAUUUACCUUCACACUUAACAAGGUGUGCACAGCAGGUACGGUGAUCACAAUGUUUACAUUGCUUGGUGCAGGUCUUGAUUGUGUGACCUGGACUGGAACAGUUACUGCAUUUGUAAUUCUGUUUCACCCUCUCAUACCCUGCUGCUUCCAAAAAUUGAAUUCUGUAUUUCUUUAAGAGAAGCUGUCGCAAAGCAGAAAUUCCUCUGUGGUUAGAGGAUCUAAAGUAAUUCUUAGAAGCUACAUCAUUAUAUUUCUCCAUACCCUGCUGAUUAAAAUAUGCAAUGUUUUUAUACAACUUUAAAAACUCAGGAACAUGAAAAUAUAGGGCAUGCAUAUAUGGUGUGAUAUCUUUGGCUUGGUAUAGAGACAAGAAAAUCUUAAACCAUCCCUCAAUUUUUUCUUUAAGGUGAUCAAUUGACUGAUCUGUUGGAAAAUCAAGUUUUAAAUCACCAAUGAUGUCCAUGAACCCACCCCAUAGUAACUGAAGCUUUUCUGAAUUGUAACCAGGCAAAAGAGAAGAGAACUGAAUAUUUUGCAUGACCUUUAGUUUUUCAGGACCCGUGAGAUCUCUAUAGUCCAGUUUUUUUGUGUCUUUGUUUAUUCUCCACUCAAAAGAAAUGCCAAGGGUUUUGAGAAACGUUUCAUAUGCUGCCAUAUGUUUAAAUUUCUCUCGAGAAAAACCAUUGUGAAAUGUUGUUAUCUUCUCACAAGCAUCCUUUCUCCUUAAUUCCCUGAUUAAAAGUUCUGUUAAAUUAUCUGAUAUGCGGAGAAAUAAAUGUAAGGUAUCAAUAAUGACAUGAUCAAUUGGUAUGAAAUUAAAUAAUGGAGUUGCUUUGCAAUUAAACUUUUUUGAUUUGGCAAAGCUUGAAAUUUCCUCCAGUGAUCUGGCACCCUGAGCACUGUUAGAAAGUGACCAUACCCUUUGGAUGUCAUGUCUCUGGUUGCGAGGGCAUUUGCACCAGAUACAGGCGUAGUCUUGGUUAGCAGCCCCCAACCCACAGACACAUGCCAGGAACUUCCAAUCCCCACCGAGAAAGUAUUCAAUAUUAUAGGUUUUACCCUCAACUGUUACCUUAUUUAAUUUCGACAUUUCUUGUGUUAAAUCAGAGAGACUUUCCUUCAGAUUGUCAUAGUUUUCACUUGUCUUGAGUAUAGCCAGAACAUAAUUGCCCUUCUCACUCAUUGCAGCCUCUUUCUCAUUUAAAAUUGUAUAUGUUACAUUUACUAGCUUAAGUCUUUUUCCAAUGUUUGUGCCAUCUCCACUUAUCUUCACCCCAAUGGUAUCUCCUUCUAAAUCUCCUUUCCUUUGUAAGUUGGUAAUUUGUUCCUUGAGGCUUUCUUUGAAGCUGAUUUGCACCCUUCUGCUUGACCAGGGGUAUCUCUUAUUUUCCAUUGCUGGUUUAAUUCAUUUAUCUUUCGAGUUGUCUUGUAAGUAUUUGGUAUUGUUUUAGAUCUCAAUGCCAUUUCAUGCCAUGCAUCAUUGGAAAUAUUGAAUUUGUCCUUGAUGUAAAUCCAGUAGUUGAUGUCAUCAGCCUGGGUGUCAGUUAUUUCAUUUCCCUCAGUGUCCGAUUGUUGCAUUUGUUCCUCAUCAAUUAAGUUAAAAGUGUCAUACUGUUCUGUGUCAGUGUUAAACACUUCAACUUUGGUGGCCAUAAAAUUGUACAAUCCAAGGAAAGUAAGAGUGGCCUGACAUUCCUCUUUCAUUUUAUUUUAAAUCCUGCUUUGGUGCUGCUUUGAAUACUCAGCAAAUGACUUUUUUUCAGGGCCCCUAAUUCCUUUCUUGUUCUUCUUCUCAACUUUUUUAACAAGACUUUGAAACCUUUUUUUCAGAUAAUUGCAGCUCCUCUCUGUGUCGCCGAGUUUUUUUCUCGAGUUUCUGUCGCUUAGUUGUUUCAUUCGCUAAAAAGAUUCUUCCAGUGUUCGUUUCUUCCCUCGUAAAUCCUGAUUCUCCUUUUCGAUAACGUAUUUGUGAAGUUCGUGAUAAAAUAUCUUCACCUCAUAAGUUUGGUCACGCCAUUUGUUUAUGAUUCUUUUGACACCGAAACCUCCACUUUUCUUCUUGACUCUUUUGAGUUCGGCACACAGAGACCCAAUCUUUUUCCGAACGACAUUUAUUAUUCUCUUGUUCACAACAACACCGCGAAUGCCCGUUUCUUGAAAGAUCUUCUCCACGAUUGCAGCGAAGGCAGACUCGCCACUACCCUCUUCAUUCUCUUUGGCAAUUGUGUAGAGGAAAUAGCUGAAAGUUGGAUAAAACGACUGGGAUAAGAUAUAUGCGAGACUAUUAGCAAUGAAAAUUUAAUUCAUUAGUUGGUGUCCGGAAAAAAUGGAGACAGUUAAUUUUUAAGUUCUUAUUAAUAACUUACUUGUUGAUACUGCAUGUGAAGAAAGGUGGCGGAUGGCCCGCAAAUCCAUUAUUUUGAUCUUCCGAUCCAUCUCCCACAGCCUUCACGGAUCCGCAGAAAGCGAAUAAUAGGAACACCAGAAGUCCUCCAACUUUAACGGAGAUUUGACCCAUCCAAAAUACUCGAAAACAAGCCGAAUUAUAUACCAAAAUAAAGGAAAUGUUUCGAUCUAUUCGAAUUUGGCGGUAAAAUCGAGAUCCGAGCAUGCGUAGAAGAGUACGGACCCAUUGUUUUCACACUGGCGUGAAAUGACCUUUGAUCGUCUUUAAAUAUUGCGCAAACUUGAUUUGAAAACUUGGAUUUUGACCCAUUAAAUCUUAAGAUUUUGGUAUUUUAAAACGUCUUAUACAAUAGCUUUAAUAUUUAUUUUUUUUAAUUCGUUGGUAAAACUGAUCGCCGUUAAAAUGUUUUUGAGUAAUCUUGUAAAAUGUUUCAAAUCUUAGGCGUUCUUGAGUCAGACAUUGGUGGGGGCGUGAUCGCCGGAACUUGAUAGAAGCUUUUGUUAACACUGAGUUUGAUAUGUUUAGAUAAAUCCAACCGGAUUUCAUUACAUCUGACUGACUUGCAAUUGCAAUUUUUGAAACUUUUCUCGUAUUUUCCCUUUAUCGCACGUGGUUUAUUACACAGGCAAACCGAUAGUGUAGUUUAUUGCUUAGAUAGUGGGUUAAAUAUUAAAACGCGCUUGAAUCUGCAUUGUUGCUUUUUCAAAUGGCGAGGAAAUAAAGG
This is a messenger RNA of Pocillopora meandrina, 7821 nucleotides long. NCBI's taxonomy places the organism in Eukaryota, Metazoa, Cnidaria, Anthozoa, Scleractinia, Pocilloporidae. The record is from the annotation of a GenBank genome assembly.